Messenger RNA from Sinocyclocheilus anshuiensis, 3556 nucleotides. RefSeq names its product ankyrin repeat domain-containing protein 13B-like. The transcript has 15 exons. The record is from RefSeq and is a predicted model, not a curated record. NCBI's taxonomy places the organism in Eukaryota, Metazoa, Chordata, Actinopteri, Cypriniformes, Cyprinidae. Gene Ontology annotation, molecular function: protein binding. Gene Ontology annotation, cellular component: cytoplasm. Bases 238 to 2136 code for a protein of 632 amino acids.
AGACCAGGAGGAGUGGAGAACAGAACGGAGAGCUUUAAAUUGCCUUUCAACACAGACACGCGGAAUGCCAAGCUACUAUGCAAAAGGCGAUGCUGGAUACGAAAAUGGAGAGAAAUGCCCUUACCGGUCGUUUCAGAAAUAAUAAUAUAGCACGCGCCCUUUAUAAAAGUAACUGAUAUCGCAUAAAAACAGGGAAACGGAACGGGGGAGAGAGCAGCGGCGAACUAUGCACUGAGGAUGAUUUCUGCCAGAAAAACUCCGGAGAAGAGGCGCUACCACCUGCAUUAUCUGGUGUGGCAUAACAAACACCGGCAGCUGGAGAAAGAGCUCUCAGCGCGCGAACAGGUUGAUUUAGAAGUGUUGGACCCACGGGGUCGGACUCCUUUGCACCUGGCCGUCACACUAGGCCAUUUCGAGUGCGCCCAUCUGCUAGUCCAGCAUGGAGCCGAUGUCAGCAAAGAAAACAGAAAUGGCUGGACAGUGUUGCAGGAGGCCAUCAGCACACGUAACCCAGAGAUGGUGCGGUUGGUGCUGCGUUACCGUGACUACCAGCGCAACACUAAGAGACUGGCGGGGAUCCCGCACCUGCUAGAGAGACUCCGACAGGUGCAGGACUUUUACGUGGAGAUGAAAUGGGAGUUUACGAGUUGGGUUCCUCUCGUGUCUCGUAUCUGUCCGAGUGACACAUAUCGGGUAUGGAAGAGCGGUCAGUGUUUGCGGGUGGACACGACGCUCAUGGGAUUUGAGCAAAUGACCUGGCAAAGAGGCAAUCGCAGCUUCAUAUUCAGGGGUCAAGAAUCCAGCGCUAUGGUAAUGGAAGUGGAUCAUGACAGACAGCUGGUGUUUUGUGAGACGCUGCCGUGCCUCUCUUCCUCUCCCGCCUCACCCUCCACCAGGCCGUGCACAACUGCUUUGAGCCUUCUGGGGGCGCUGCAACCCAGCGACGAACAGGUGGCGGCCCGUCUAUCCACUCCGGUGGUGGCCACACAGCUAGACACAAGGAACAUCUCCUUUGAGAGGAAUAAAACGGGCAUUCUUGGCUGGCGUAGUGAGAAAACGGAGGUGGUGAAUGGGUACGAAGCAAAGGUUUACUGUGCUUCUAAUGUUGAGCUAAUCACACGAACACGUACUGACCAUCUCACCGGCCAGCACAAAACAAAACCCAAAGGCAGCAAGACUCCUCUACAGUCCUUCCUGGGUAUCGCUGAACAGCACAUAGGGCCUAACAACGGACAAACUAUGGUGACUCAGAUAUCAUGCCCUGCAACGAACCCUUUGGCCGUGACGGCUGAGGAGUACUUUAGUCCCAACAUGAGUCAGAGAGACAUCGGCCAGCCCUGUCACCUCACCACCAAAACACAAAGGUUCAAAGCCAAGAUGUGGUUGUGUGAAUCACACCCUUUAUCUCUGUUGGAGCAGGUAGCUCCUAUCAUCGACCUCAUGGCCAUCUCCAACACACUGUUCGCCAAGCUUAGGGACUUCAUCACCUUACGCCUACCUCCUGGCUUCCCUGUCAAGAUAGAAAUUCCCAUCUACCACAUCCUGAAUGCUCGCAUCACCUUUGGGAACCUGAAUGGUUGCGAAGAGGGUGGUUUGCCCCGAGUGGAUGCUGAAGGGGAUGGACAGAAGGACAGUCCCAGGACGGAGACGCCUUCUCCAGGCAGCGACUCUUCCAGCGUGUCCAGCUCCAGCUCCACACACUCAUGUCGUGGAGGAGAGAUCCCACCUUGUGUGUUUGAGGCUCCGCGAGGCUACAGCAUUUUAAGAGGGAACCAGCGGGAGAACAUUAGAGAAGAGGAAGAUGAUCUGCUACAGUACGCCAUCCAGCAGAGCCUGAUAGAGGCUGGAUCAGAAUAUGACCAGGUGACAAUCUGGGAGGCUUUGACCAACAGUAAACCAGGAGCACACCCUCUGUCCUGUGACCCCAGCCGGCACGAAAGAACCCCACAGCACAAACCCAGCCCCGUGGAGAGCCCUCGCAGCACACCGACCAAUAAACCACCGCACAGCUACGACGAGCAGCUGCGUCUAGCCAUGGCGCUGUCCGCCCGUGAACAGGAAGAGGUGGAGCUACGUCAAAGACGAGAGGAAGAGGAACUGCAGCGUAUCAUACAGCUGUCACUCAUGGAGAAGUGAUAGGGCUAGUGGGAACCGAGGGGUGGGAGAGCAUGUCUAGGGACCUGGAACUAUGAUUGGCUGCUCCCAAAUGCCCCACCCCCUUCUUCCAAAGAACUGGAUAAAAUGGACCACUCUAUGGUCCCAUCUGAGUCGUUCAGAAUCACAGAGAAACCUCUGUCUUCACUGCAAGUUUACAAACACAAAGUACCAAACUCAUGGCAAGCCACUGACUGAUCAGCACCAGUCUGGUCUCCUAAUGUGUGAAUGUGCAUUUAUGACUGAGACAGUCCACGCUGCGUAUCUUGGCGUCGUUUCAAAAAGCCAUCAUCUGAGCACUUGCCCAGAGUUCUCACAGACUCACCCAUAGGUAUGAGUUCUGGGGGAUUCUUGUCACUUUUUUCAGUUUUAUGUUUUGAACGUAAAGAACUUUAAUUUGGUUGUUAAUACACUUCAGAUUUCCUGCACUUGGAUUGAGGAGCCAUUAUGUCUCCUAAUAGAAAGAGAGAGGGCGCUUACACACAAAAGUUCAUGCUGCAACUCCAUCAGUCUUGAUGGGAAUGCUGCAUUCAAAAAACAUACAAAGAUUUGCAAAAGUGGCACUUCCAUUAUACAACCAAAGUUGUUUAAUUACAACUUUUGGUUAAUGUCAUUGCGUUAAUCGCUGCACUUUGAGGAUCUCAGACAGGAGGGUCUUCAAAAAAUUUAUUUUGAUGUAUUCCAAUUUGAUUCCGAAACUAAAGACCUGUUCACACUAGCGUGAAUGUUCAGCAUGAAAAUUUGUCUGUUCAGACCAAUGCAAAAAAAAGAUGCGUUAAAUGAAAAUGAAAGUAGGUGGUGAUUAUGGAAAAGCAGAAAUAACCGGGUACAGGGGAGCAGUGAUGCGUAAUUUUGAAUUUUCGACAACUGCCUGUCAUGGAAGUUUUAGAGACGGUGCUCGCUGCUUGGCGUCAAGCUCCACCACUCUGGGUGUAAUGGGUGGGACUUUAAAGUCUAACCACACCCUAACCCUAACCAUAACUAGGUCGAGCUCCACCCAUUUGACCCUGCAGUGACCACCGCUUGGAGAUUUGUGCAACAGCAGUGGCCCCAGGCACAUUACCUAAAGCGUGAAUCUUGGUUGGCCAUAGUAGCAUGAUGGAAAAGAGAUUAGAAUAUCUCUCUUUAAAUAUAUACAUACAUAUAUAUAUAUAUAUAUAUAUAUAUAUAUAGGAUAUUAACAGCCAUUUGCUCACAGUCAAAUUUCUUUCUAACCCUAAAAACGGAUUUGGCGCAAUCCUGUCCGUACACUUUUUCUAGUGUGUAAGCACCCUAGUGACCACCAAACUGCGUUAUGACAGAAGGUUGGCAGCAACCCUCUGUGCACUGUUAACUGCAUGAUUUUUAAUUAUUAGCCAGAUUGAUAAUUCAAACACUGGAGAAAUUAUUGUACGUUAAUGGU